Molecule: messenger RNA, 1387 nt
Organism: Linum tenue
Lineage: Eukaryota; Viridiplantae; Streptophyta; Magnoliopsida; Malpighiales; Linaceae
Source: the annotation of a GenBank genome assembly
CGACGAGUUAAGAGGGGGUUGGUGGCUAAAGCGCCAAAUCACCAGAAUUACCUGCAACAAAUGGUUGUUAUUCAAUUUAUAAAUCCAAAACAAACCAAAUAAAAGGAGACUAAUCAAUUAGACUUCCACUUUAAUUAUACUCACCUACUACCGCCUUGUUAGCUAGUGGCUACUCCCCCGCCCGUAACCCAGAUCCGCAGCUAUAUAUCCUCGACUUCGACCCUCCCUUUUCUUCGCCUCUCUAUUUGCAGCUAACCGGUAAAAGGGAGAAACCUCACUCAGUCUCCUCUCUAGUGCUACACUGCACAGAUUUGCAGAGGAGCAACAGCAUUUUCUUUUCUCCGAUUCCUAGAUCCGAAGAAUGGCCUGCGAGGGUACCUUGUUGGGUAUGGGGAACCCACUCCUCGACAUCUCUGCUGUUGUCGACGACGGCUUCUUGACUAAGUAUGACAUCAAGCUAAACAAUGCUAUCCUUGCCGAAGACAAGCACUUGCCCAUGUACGACGAGAUGUCAGAAAAGUACACUGUCGAUUACAUUGCUGGAGGUGCCACUCAAAAUUCCAUCAGAGUUGCCCAGUGGAUGCUCCAAAAGCCAGGUGCAACAAGCUACAUUGGUUGCAUUGGGAAAGACAAGUAUGGUGAAGAGAUGAAGAAAAAUGCUAAGCACGCUGGUGUUAAUGUUCAUUACUAUGAGGAUGAAGCUGCUCCCACUGGAACAUGUGCUGUUUGUGUUGUCGGUGGUGAGAGGUCGCUUGUUGCAAAUCUAUCAGCUGCAAACUGUUACAAAGUUGACCAUUUGAAGAAACCUGAAAAUUGGGCACUAGUGGAGAAGGCAAAAUAUUACUACAUUGCUGGAUUUUUCUUGACUGUGUCUCCCGAGUCUAUCCUACUUGUUGCUGAACAUGCAGCUGCCAAGAACAAGAUCUUCUCGACCAACCUUUCUGCUCCAUUUAUCUGUGAGUUCUUCAAGGAUGUCCAAGAGAAAGUUUUGGCUUAUGCGGACUUUGUGUUUGGCAAUGAGACUGAAGCUAGAACCUUCUCAAAGGUUCAUGGAUGGGAGACUGAGAAUGUCGAGGAGAUUGCCAUAAGGAUUUCCCAGUGGCCCAAGGCGUCAGGGGCACACAAGAGGAUUACUGUCAUCACACAGGGUGCUGACCCUGUUGUCGUUGCUGAAGAUGGGAAGGUGACACUAUUCCCAGUUACCUUGUUGCCCAAGGAAAAGCUUGUUGACACCAACGGAGCAGGAGAUGCAUUCGUUGGUGGGUUCCUGUCGCAAUUGGUGCAAGAAAAGCCCAUUGCGGACUGUGUCAAAGCUGGCACCUAUGCGGCCAAUGUGAUCAUCCAGAGGUCUGGCUGCACAUACCCAGAGAAGCCAGAGUUCAAUUAG